AUGUGCGAACGUACCCGACUUCCAAACAACCCACACUAGCACUUUUGCGUAAACAAAGGCGCAGAGCGUUUUCUCCUAAUUCUGAAAAUGCGACACACAAACCUGCCAUUGAAACAGCGACAGCCCAAAAGACCCGGAGGCAGUACAAUGCUAAUGUUGUCGGGGGCUUUGACUUCUCCCAGCCAUUGCAAAGAAGCUGCUCCGUGUGACAGCCACGGCGCCGCUCUUCCCCCGGUGUGCGCUGCCCGUUUUCACGCCUCUCUAGAUUUGUCAGGUGUGCCGGAGAGCCGACCGCGUGUAUCUAACCUGAAGUCUGCGCCGUAAUGGACGAAACGGAUAUCAUGGACUUAACGCAUCAGAAAGCGAGAAAGCGACCGCGUCCAAUCAGUUCUGUGGAUGAGUCCGUACACGCUUCCCUCAAACGACUCCCGAUACGAGCGACGGAGUGCAGGGAGCCCUCGCUGAUGUUUGCAGUCAGAGGAGAUCCUGUACCCGCAGCAUCUCUCAAGCAAAAUGACCAUUCUGUGACUUCCUCUCCGACCACAGUAAUGCCAACGCAGGAUAAUCGCUCCAGCAUGUCCAGGCCCAUGAUCACGCGGUCACCAGCGUCUCCCUUGAGUAACCAGGGCAUCCCAACACCUGCACAGCUCACCAAGUCCAACGCCCCUGUGCACAUUGACGUGGGCGGGCACAUGUACACCAGCAGUCUGGCCACCUUAACAAAAUACCCAGAAUCCAGAAUUGGUCGUCUCUUUGAUGGCACAGAGCCUAUAGUCCUGGACAGCCUGAAGCAGCACUACUUCAUUGACAGGGAUGGACACAUGUUCCGCUACAUCCUCAACUUCCUCAGGACGUCCAAGCUCCUCAUCCCAGACGACUUCAAAGACUACAGCCUGCUGUACGAAGAGGCGCGAUAUUUCCAGCUGCAGCCCAUGCUGGCUGAGCUGGAGCGUUGGCGCCAGGACCGGGAGCUGGGCCGAGUGUCGCGCCCGUGCGAGUGCUUGGUGGUGCGUGUUGCACCUGACCUGGGAGAGAGGAUCUCGCUAAGCGGUGACAAGGCCCUCAUUGAGGAUGUCUUUCCGGAGAUUGGUGACGUCAUGUGCAACUCUGUCAAUGCUGGCUGGAACCACGACGCCACCUAUGUCAUCCGCUUCCCACUCAAUGGGUACUGCCACCUCAACUCUGUCCAGGUCCUAGAGCGCCUGCAGCAACGCGGCUUCGAGAUCGCCGGCUCCUGCGGGGGAGGCGUGGACUCAUCCCAAUUCAGCGAGUACGUCCUGAGGAGGGAACUGAGGAGGACAAGUCAGCGAGGACCCAAUUCAAACAGGAUAAAACAGGAGCAGCUGGACUAGAGACCUCCCGAUCAGUAGGAGGUGCUAGACUUUUCUGUGGCAGCCGAAAGCUCAACACAGCAGAGCUCUGUGGACUCUGUUUAUCUUUGUUUCCUUGUUGAUGUUUUUGUUUUCUUAAACUUGAGAACCAUCUAGAGAAAAAAAAAAAAAGAGGUGCAACAGGAGAUUUUCGCCAUAAGAAGAUACAAGACAUUUGAUAAGUUGAGAUCUCAAGGACAUUUGUGAUUGUCUAGCCCCCAUAAACCGAUUUUAAAAAGGAUUUAUAUACGCUGGACCCCCAAAUGAAGUUUGUUUUAAAACUUGGAGCCUACAUUAGGUUGAAUAUGGUUUCUGUUCCCCCCCAUAUAAAUUAAAAAGGCUUUAUUGCUCAUGUAGUAUGUUGCAUAGCCUGUCACCAGUGAUUUGAUUUUGUUUUCCCACUGGUGCAUCGGCUAAGUCUGUUUUUAUCUCUUCCUGUAAAACAAAAGGUCACAAAUGUGUUGCUUACAGUACGGAAUGUCUCAGUCGUCACAAAUAAUGCAUUUCGACAGAAAAGUAUCCAUUUUUUUUAACUGUUUUUAUUCAUGAUUAACAUGAUGUUGAAUAUUGUGAUACCAAUGAAGUGGUUUUUACUUUGAUGGAAGUUAUUUUAUUGAAUUAUGCUAUAAGAUAUAAUUCACAUUAGUAUCAUCAAACUUUUAUGUAAAAGACCGUUCUAUUCUCAGUAAAGAAAAUACUUUAGUAAAUUAUUAUGUCACAUCAUUUGCCUCAUCGGGGAGUAUGAACUACUAACCCCCAUGUGUUACCUUGGGAAUUAUUUAAUUGGAUCAUAACAUCCCACUGAGUAAUGACCUGUAAAUUCUUUCUGUCAUUGUAUAUGUGUUUGUGUUUUUUUACAUUGAAUCUUUUUAAAGCUAAUUUGUUGCCUCAGACAUGACUGAACAGAUUAAAGCUUAUUGUACUACCCAAAUCCGAGAUCACUUUUACUCUUAGCACAUAUUGAUAUGAAGUUGGAUAUAAAGUAUUUCUAACAUGACUGACCCACCUACGCUCCCUAGAUUUGAAUAAAGAGGAAUGUAGCACAAAAAAAAUGUGAAAUAAAUCUUAAACUAAAGCUCUUAA
Messenger RNA from Myripristis murdjan (pinecone soldierfish), 2453 nucleotides. It is a transcript of the gene kctd1, whose product is annotated as potassium channel tetramerization domain containing 1. The coding region runs from base 324 to 1352 and encodes 342 amino acids. NCBI's taxonomy places the organism in Eukaryota, Metazoa, Chordata, Actinopteri, Holocentriformes, Holocentridae. Gene Ontology annotation, cellular component: nucleus. The transcript is spliced from 5 exons. Gene Ontology annotation, molecular function: transcription factor binding; transcription corepressor activity. The record is from RefSeq and is a predicted model, not a curated record. Gene Ontology annotation, biological process: protein homooligomerization; negative regulation of DNA-templated transcription.